GUUUGACAACAACCGCUCCUGGUCCUGCCGGGGCCGUGUGCGGGAGAGCUCUGCCAGCGACAAGCCCCAUGAAGAAAAUACUCUGAAGACAAUGGAGCUGUGACAUUCUACGUCAACUUGCCAACUGGAACUAUGGAAAUUAUAGAAGAUUGCCAGCACGCUCAUGCUGGGCUGGUGCCAAAUGGAUACAGGAACAAGAUUUUUCAAGCCAAUCCAGAGGAUGGGAGCACUGAGACACUAAAGAUUUGUGACCUUCAGCACUGUAACUCCAGAGGCAUCAACCAAAAUGCAACGGAAGAGGCAGCCAGGUAUAAGAAGAAAGCCAAGGGCAACCGGAUUUGGAAUUUUGUUAGCCGAAGGAAAGGUCCCUCCAUGAAUAACAAAAGACCCCAGUCCAUGAUCCUGCUAGGAGAUACCUCAGAGACCUUAGAAGAAAAACGCAAGAUGUCCUUCAUGGAGAGGGUGAGGUCCUUUAAAAAGCUAAGAACCUCCAGCAUGUCUAAAAAUGUGGAUUUGAGACCCUCCAAAGCCAAAGUUUCUCGCAUCCCUGAGGAGGACCAGGAGGACAGUGACCAAAGGGCAGUCUACAGGAUUAAGAAACUAGCUGACAGUCAGAGGCCUUUCCGUCAUUCGUAUGCAGGGUACAUCGAUGAUUUGGAUUCUUCCUUUGAAGACGUAGAGUUAAAUGUCAGCAUUCCAGAAAUUGAUGCCAAUGAAAAUAAAUGGCUCAGGGAUAUUAGUGUCAGAAUACACAGUGAAGAUAAUGAUAGUAACUGCCAUAAAAUGUCAGCUAGAAAGAGCAAGCUUUUGAAUUUUGAAAACUCUAAGAGUUCUGCGAUUACAGAAAGGGACAAUCAAAAGAGGUGUCCCAUGCUUCCUGAGGAGAGCAGGAGAGGAAAAAGCUCUGAUGUCUGGAGCUAUCUGAAGGGAAUUUCAUUGUCUAGCAAAGAUAAUUCAAAGUUGCUCAAUCAAAGUGUUGAAACAAAUUUCCAGAACUUAGAAAAUAUAACUGAUAAUUCUGCUUCUUAUUUUGACUUUGAUACGAGAUGUGAGGAGAAUCUUAGCCAGCCUAAAAAAUCAAACAGUGAAAUGAAAGCCAGUCACUUUGGUGGUGUUCUUCGGUUCUUUAACAGUGUGGCUGAGGCAGCUAGGAAGUGGCGAGGCUCUUCCCGGACAUUUUCACAGGGAGAGCAAAGACCUCAGUCCAAUUUCAGAAGUCAGAGACAGGAAGCCUCCUCCCACAAAGAGUCUUUGGUUAUUGAGAAUGAAAAUGCCAGAGCUUUCUCUUCAACGGGAAUGUCAUUGCGGUCUCCAGAUUCUGGGAUUUGGGAUAAUCAUAGUUCUGAGAGUUCAACAGGAAAAGCGCUGCCUCAGCAAAGUGUUGAAGCAGAGUUAUCUCAAGAGAUCAGCAGCUCUGCUCUGAACAAUGAGAAUGAUAGUUUUAACGAACUUUCUGACCUUGGGCCAGGUCCAUCCAUCUCCCCACUGCCAGAACUUCCAGAUGACCAUUAUGCUCUGUUAAGCACACAAGGCCCAUCUAAGGCUCUAUCACAGUUUCCAGACAUGGCUGUGACUGAAUUAGAUGCUCGGGACCCGGGCAGCUCUCCGGCGGCGGAUGCUUGGGACCCGGGCAGUUCUCCGGCGGCGGAUGUUCGGGACCCGGGCAGCUCUCCGGCGGGGGAUGUUCGGGACCCGGGCAGCUCUCCGGCGGCGGAUGCUCGGGACCCGGGCAGCUCUCCGGCGGCGGAUGCUUGGGAACUUGGAAAUAUUGAGUUACAUUUGAAAGACAGGGCUAAGACUAAACUGGGUAUUCAGGAACUGAGUAGCACUCCAAAGUAUACUCAGGACACUAGGAGUACUUCAGUGGAUAUUCAGGACCUGGACAAGACUCAAUCACAUUCUCAAGAUCUUUCUAAGAGUAAACUGGAUACUCGGGACCCAGAGAGUGCUCUGACUGGUACUCAAGGCCUCUUUGCAGUUACUCUUUUAAAACAUGUAACAGAUAAUGAGCAAGCUUUAGAAUUGGAGGAUUCUCCUAUCAAAGAACAUGAAAUAAGUUUACCAGGAGAACAAAUUUCCAUGGAGAGGCCAGACAAAGCAAAUCACUUUAAAUAUAGUAAAGUGUGCCAUCAGAUCCAGAUGAGCCUCUGUACAAUUGUCUCCUUCGGGGAACUCAACAAUGGAAAGCCCCUGUCUCACCCUCUUCAUCCAUCACCACAAGCUCCUCCUUUCAAAAUCCUGUUGGACAGAUGUCGCUCCUUACCCCUUUCGCAAAGCACUCCGAUGGGGCUGGACCAACUGGGCUGGAGGAGGCGGAUGUUGCUGAGCACUGGUGCUGAGAAUGACCUGGGUUCAAAGACUCUGGAGGUACGCAGAGAUGGCAGGAAUGGUGGAAGUAAAUGGAAGCCCCUGAAGCCUGGAGCUGAACAGCUGCUAGUCAAUAAACUGAUCAGUGGUGGUUCUAUUGUAAGUGCUGAGGCAGUAUGGGAUCACGUCACCAUGGCCAACCGGGAGUUGGCGUUUAAAGCAGGAGACGUUAUCAAGGUCCUGGAUGCUUCCAACAAGGACUGGUGGUGGGGUCAGAUUGACGAUGAAGAAGGAUGGUUUCCCGCCAGCUUCGUAAGGCUAUGGGUGAACCAAGAAGACGGAGUAGAGGAAGGAACCAGCGAAGUACAGAAUGGCCAUUUGGAUCCAAGCACCGACUGCCUCUGUCUCAGCAGAACCCUUCAGAACCGGGACCAGAUGAGAGCCAACGUAAUCAAUGAAAUUAUGAGCACAGAGCGGCACUAUAUCAAGCACCUCAAGGACAUUUGUGAGGGUUACUUAAAGCAGUGCCGGAAGAGGAGAGACAUGUUCAGCGAUGAACAGUUAAAGGUCAUAUUCGGCAACAUCGAAGAUAUCUACAGGUUUCAGAUGGGUUUUGUCCGGGACUUGGAGAAACAGUAUAACAACGAGGACCCCCACCUCAGUGAAAUUGGACCUUGUUUCCUGGAACAUCAAGACGGGUUCUGGAUCUAUUCGGAGUACUGUAACAAUCACUUGGAUGCAUGUAUGGAGCUGUCCAAGCUGAUGAAAGAUGGCAGGUACCAGCAUUUCUUCGAAGCAUGUCGUUUGUUGCAGCAGAUGAUUGACAUCGCCAUAGACGGUUUCCUUCUGACACCAGUGCAGAAGAUCUGCAAAUACCCCUUGCAACUGGCAGAGCUGUUGAAGUAUACUGCACAGGAUCACAGUGACUACAGGUACGUGGCUGCUGCACUCGCAGUCAUGAGGAAUGUGACUCAGCAAAUCAAUGAGCGGAAACGGAGACUGGAGAACAUUGACAAGAUAGCUCAGUGGCAGGCCUCAGUCCUGGAUUGGGAGGGAGAUGACAUCUUGGAUCGGAGCUCCGAAUUGAUCUACACCGGGGAGAUGUCCUGGAUUUACCAGCCUUAUGGACGGAACCAGCAGCGUGUUUUCUUCCUCUUUGAUCACCAGAUGGUUCUCUGCAAAAAGGACCUGAUACGAAGAGAUAUCCUGUAUUACAAAGGUCGCAUUGACAUGGAUAAAUAUGAAGUGGUGGAUAUAGAAGACGGGAGAGAUGAUGACUUCAACGUCAGCAUGAAGAAUGCCUUCAAACUUCAUAACAAGGAGACCGAGGAAAUUCACUUAUUCUUUGCCAAGAAGCUGGAGGAGAAACUGCGAUGGCUCAGAGCUUUCAGAGAAGAAAGAAAGAUGGUUCAAGAAGAUGAAAAGAUAGGCUUUGAAAUUUCUGAAAAUCAAAAGCGGCAAGCGGCAAUGACAGUAAGGAAAGUCAGUAAGCAAAAAGGUGUCAGCUACUCCAGGUCGGUUCCUCCAGCCUAUCCACCACCCCAGGAUCCAUUAAAUCAGGGACAAUACAUGGUGACAGAUGGCAUAUCCCAGUCCCAGGUCUUCGAGUUCACCGAACCCAAACGCAGCCAGUCACCAUUCUGGCAAAAUUUCAGCAGGUUAACGCCAUUCAAAAAAUAAUACCUAGAGUGAGAUGGAGAAUUUUAAAAUAAAAAUUUAAAAAAAUUAAAAAUAAAAAUAAAUAAAUAAAAUUAUAU
Terrapene triunguis (Three-toed box turtle) is the source of this 4064-nucleotide messenger RNA. RefSeq names its product Cdc42 guanine nucleotide exchange factor 9 (gene ARHGEF9). The record is from RefSeq and is a predicted model, not a curated record. The transcript has 13 exons. Gene Ontology annotation, molecular function: protein binding; guanyl-nucleotide exchange factor activity. NCBI's taxonomy places the organism in Eukaryota, Metazoa, Chordata, Testudines, Emydidae. The coding region runs from base 133 to 3987 and encodes 1284 amino acids.